CGUGACAGAUUGAGGGCAUCUAGCUUAGAUUGUAGGACAGUGUACAGUGUAUAUUACAGUGUACUGCAGUUAUACUGUACUCUGACUGCAAUCUUUUUUUGUAUGGGUUCAACAGAUGAACCGCACUUCAGAAAGCAGUGACUCCUGCACCCGUCUGCUGUUCCUUGGUCACCGGUAUGUUCGCUGCGGCGACUAAGAACUUUGUGAAGCAGGUGGGAGACACAGGUCGGUUGAUCCCUGUACCGAGCCUGAGUGAGGCUGACCGCUACCAACCCCUCAGCCUGGUCACCAGGAAGAGGAAGAGACACUUCUGGAAGAAAACCAAGUACGCCUCAACCCCCUUCUCCCUGAAAGACAUCCUGGUGGGGGAGAAGGAGAUCACAGCAGGGGUGUCGUCGUACCAGCUCCUGAACUAUGAGGACAAGUCUGACGUGGCCCUGAACGGCAGAUUAGGGAAUCACCUGAUGAACGACGUGGGGUUCAACAUCAGUGGUUCAGACUCUGUGGCUGUCAAAGCCUCCUUUGGGAUCGUCACCAAACACGAGGUAGAGGUCCCAACUCUGCUCAGGGAACUCAACUCCAGGAAAGUGGAUCUGGAUCACUGUCUGAUUCGUCAGUCCAAAGAAAGUGGGCGGAGUGUUCUCUGCAUUGUCAUGGAGAGCAUCCGUACGACGCGUCAGUGUUCUCUCACUGUCCACGCUGGCAUGAGACGGACGACUAUGAGGUUUCAGAUUGAUGAUGGUCAAAACCCCAAAGGUCGAGACAAGGCCAUAGUGAUCCCAGCUCACACCACCAUCGCAUUCAGCAUCUUUGAACUGUUUGUUCGAUUGGAUGGACGACUUGACGACAGGACGUUUGAGGAGCUCACCCACACCCACUCAGACACCUACAUGGACGACGUAGUGACAGACUACUAUGAAAAGGCAGCCAGCAUGACGGACGUCUCCUCCACCUACCUGAGAGGGGACUCCCACUCCCGUGUCAACCUCCUCAACCACAACAUCCCCAAGGGCCCCUGUGCCCUGUGUGGCCGGGGCCAGACACCGAGGGAGACGGUAUACGGCUGUCUGGAGUGCUCCUCCGGCGGGCACAAGUACGUCAGGCUACACGUGGUGCCUUGUUUCGACCUGUGGCACAAGACGCUCAGCUGAAGAGAUGGACUCAGGAAGAGAGAGGGAGGAAGAGAGAGAGGUCAUCCCUGAUUAGGCAUACAGUACCUAACUAAUAGCCCUGUGCCAUACUGACAGUCAGAAAACUGGGUCUGGCCAAUGUCUGUAGUACUGUAUCUUAUUUGGAGCUGCCCUCCACUCCCCCUCAAUGGAUCCUCCCAAGUGACUCCCUCCGUUAGUCUACAUUAGUCUCUACUCUAUUCCAUCUCUAUUCCAACUAUUUCAUCUACACUUGACCUUGUUUUGGCCUCAUUCUGCUGGUUUCAAAGUGUGUCAUCAGGUCUUUUGGGUCAUCACCUGACGUUCAGUGUUUGUAGUGGGGUGUUUUGACCUCAUCAGGUCAGUGGGACAUUGUAAUGGUGAAAAGAUAGUGAAGAGGCUGAAAAUCUACAUUCAUAUUGCCAUGGUUACAUGACAUGGAUUCUCCUUUGUUGUUAUGUUUUUGUGACAUUUCGUUUUCUAUGGCUGGAUUAUUUAUUUUUAAAUAAAGAUUGAGGUUUUCUCUGUA
This is a messenger RNA of Oncorhynchus mykiss (rainbow trout), 1677 nucleotides long. The record is from RefSeq and is a predicted model, not a curated record. Lineage: Eukaryota; Metazoa; Chordata; Actinopteri; Salmoniformes; Salmonidae.